AUGUCCUCAGCUACUUCGAGCUCCACUACGAUCUUGCCUUCGGUCUUGUUAGGUUCCUCCAAUUUUUGGUCGAUUGAGGCAUGUGUGACCUUUGUCUUGCUCAAGACUUUCAACACGUCGCAGCGGAACUCGAACCUUCAUUCGAGAGACAAUCUCGUCGCCAAAAGCGGGGGUGUCCGACGAGGUGCCAAGGAGUUUCUUCAAGUCAGAGAACAUCUCUUUGAGGCUGUCAUCCGCAUUUCCAGCAAUAGUCAUUGUCGCAAUAGAAGGUCGAGGUUGGGGUUGGAGGUAAGAAAUCUACCUGGUACCGGGUAUGAAAUUACCGACCGGCCAAACAGGAUCAAAUCAUCUUGCUCCUCUGUCGUCAUGUCGCUGACAAUGUUGUGGUCCCGCCGACCCAGACCGCUCAACUCCAAGCUGUCGAGGAUUGUGAGGUGGAAUCAUGUCAGCGUGCCUUCUGUCGCAAAAGAAACGCGUGAAGUGACUUCUAUGGAUAACCUCCUCACGGCAGUUAGACUGAGAGCUGACCCUGCUUUUAACACGGUGAUUCCUAUGCGCGUUCCUGAAAUAUGGGCAAACACGAUCCUCCACCAACACCAACUUGCACCAAAGUCCACUGCGUCACAACUCACCGUCAACUCCGACCCAAAAUCACGAACCGAACGCAGCAUGCACGACUCUUAUUGCGAACUUGUACUGCCCUUCGGAUCGUCGCCCAAACUCCUUGAGCAGUACACUAAUGUCCAUGGAGGCAUCCGCACUGGAAUGCUUAUGGAGCAUCUGGACUCGCUAGCAGGCUCCAUAUCAUACAAGCACAUGUUGGGUCCCGGCGUCGAGAGCCUAGGCAGUAUUGAGGAGCGGGGAUUCUAUAUCGUCACUGCCUCAGUGGACAGACUUGACAUGCUCUCUCCGCUCAAUCCAUCCUGCGACCUGCGCUUAAGUGGCCAGGUAAUCUACACUGGCAAGUCCUCGAUGGAAGUUGCGGUUAAGAUGGAAGCCAUAGGCAACGGGCCUGAUGAGACAGUCCUGUUAGGUCGCUUUUCGAUGGUCUGUCGAGAUGCAAUGACCCAUCUAGCUCGGGAUGUCCAUCCACUCAUUAUUUCGACGCCAGCAGAACAAUCGCUACACUCGAUGGGAGCAGAGUUAAAAAACCGCCGUCAAACACAAGCCCUUCGAGCCCUCAGCCGUGUUCCUCCGAGUUCGGCUGAGGCAGCGGCCCUUCACACGUACUAUCUCCAACACGGAGAGGAUUCUAAAGACGCACCGGGAGAUCGUGUUUGGAUGGGUGAAACCAAGCUGGAAAAAUGCAUGCUUAUGUUCCCUCAAGAGCGAAAUAUCCACCAGAAGAUCUUCGGAGGCUACCUUAUGCGGUUGGCUUACGAGCUCGGUUUCUCCAGCUCAAGUCUCUUCAUGCGCGGGGGCCACAUCCGUUUUCUCUCUCUCGAUGGAAUACGCUUUCGUCAACCAGUGCCGAUAGGUUCUAUUCUUCGCUUAACAUCACAUGUGCUACAUUCCACGCACUCCGCCGAAUUCCCUUUGAUCGUGCAUAUUGGGGUCAUAGCGAAUGUAGUAGACGUGGAUACGGGGGAAGAACGCACCACAAAUGAGUUCCGGUUUACUUGGUGUCGCGAUGACCCAGCGGACAAGGUCCCGAAACGUAAGAUCGUUCCCAGGACGUAUAAAGAGGCGAUGUUAUGGCUUGAAGGAAAGCGCGCAUUGGAGCUCGCAGACGAGAUUCGCGGCUUACGGACGAAAGACGCUGCUUCGGGAGUUUAA
Molecule: messenger RNA, 1776 nt
Organism: Mycena indigotica
Lineage: Eukaryota; Fungi; Basidiomycota; Agaricomycetes; Agaricales; Mycenaceae
Exons: 10
Coding region: 1-1776 (591 amino acids)
Biological process (GO): acyl-CoA metabolic process
Cellular component (GO): mitochondrion
Molecular function (GO): fatty acyl-CoA hydrolase activity
Source: RefSeq, a predicted model, not a curated record